Molecule: messenger RNA, 1459 nt
Organism: Anguilla rostrata (American eel)
Lineage: Eukaryota; Metazoa; Chordata; Actinopteri; Anguilliformes; Anguillidae
Gene: rab15
Product: RAB15, member RAS oncogene family
Exons: 7
Coding region: 365-1006 (213 amino acids)
Biological process (GO): Rab protein signal transduction
Molecular function (GO): GTPase activity; GTP binding
Source: RefSeq, a predicted model, not a curated record
AUUAAGAAUAAUACUGUUUAGGUCAGGUAACAUUCGAUUAGCCCUCCCAUCCCUUCCCAACUCCCCACCCAUUUUUGUGUUGACUUGACAAUGAUGUCGGGGAGCGGCCGGAGCGAGCAACCACACUGCCUCUUCCCCCCUUGUCGAGUGGGAUGAGCAUCGGAUCCACCUUUUGCCGCUACAUGAGCUAGCAAGAAAACGCAGCGAUAUUUAGCCUAGUGUGCAAUUAGAAGAUAUUGACUAAACCAACGCUUUAAGAAAAGGUUAAGGAAACAGAGAGCUGUGCUGUUUGCCUUCCGGCAGAUAUGGGAUAUAUAGGGAUCGGAGAUUCGUUGCUGAGUUAACAUCUACCCUAUAUGACACUAUGGCCAAGCAGUAUGAUGUGCUGUUCAGACUGCUUCUUCUGGGAGAUUCCGGGGUUGGGAAAACCUGUUUGUUGUGCAGGUUCACGGACAAUGAAUAUCACCCGUCUCAUAUUUCCACAAUAGGGGUUGAUUUCAAAAUGAAGACGUUAGAAAUGGAUGGAAUCAAAGUAAGGAUACAGAUAUGGGACACAGCAGGACAGGAGCGGUACCAGACUAUCACUAAACAGUACUACAGACGAGCACAGGGGAUCUUCCUGGUGUAUGAUAUCACCAGUGAGCUUUCCUUUCAGCAUAUCAUGAAGUGGGUCACUGAUGUUGAUGAGUACGCUCCAGACAAGGUGCAGAAGAUCCUUAUUGGGAACAAGUGUGACGAGGACCAGAAGAGACAGGUAGCGCUGGAGCAGGGAGACAAGCUCGCCAAGGCAUACGGAAUGGACUUCUUUGAGACUAGUGCCUUUACCAACCACAACAUCAGGGAGUCCUUCUUUCGCCUGACGGAGCUGGUACUGCAGGCCAAUCGCAAAGAGCUGGACAUCCUGCGCGUGUCGCUCAACAACGAGCUCAAUAUCGCCGCCCUGGAGGAAGAGGAAAGCGGUGAAUGCGAUGCCAAUGGAACCUCCCAGAAAGCCUGCUGGUGUUAGGGUGGGAGAGAUGGCCACUUCCCCGGUGACUGCCGGCAGAGUAAAAUCCUCAGUGUUAAUUCAGCUCUGAUAGAGUUUACAUGAGGCCAAAAGGGAUUAGAUGUACUCUAUUGCAGUAAAAUGUACUCCUGAAAGAGUAAAAUGUACUCUUUCAGAGUUGAUUUAAUGCUGAACAUUUUACUGUCAAAAUGACUCUUGAAUCAUUUUCCUCAUGGACAAACUUUCCUCAUGGGUUAUGUUUUCAGUCUGCGCAAAAGCAUCAGGUUUUUAAAAAAAAAUUCAAAAAUUUAUUUUGUGUCGUAUUUUUGUCAUCGAUUCUUGGCAACCAAACGUUUUUAUCAUUAGACGAUAUAGUGUUUCUUUGACAGUGUGGCUUAGCCAGUAGAGGGCACUGUUCCAUUCUUCAUUCUCUGUAUCCCAUUUUCCUGAAUAAAGGAGUGUGGUUGUGAGCUA